This is a messenger RNA of Phaeoacremonium minimum UCRPA7, 384 nucleotides long. Its product is annotated as putative calcofluor white hypersensitive protein. Bases 1 to 384 code for a protein of 127 amino acids. The transcript is spliced from 3 exons. Lineage: Eukaryota; Fungi; Ascomycota; Sordariomycetes; Togniniales; Togniniaceae. The record is from RefSeq and is a predicted model, not a curated record.
AUGUCGCGAUCUCGAGCUCCCCUCGUCCUCGGCCUGACCGCCGUUGGUGGUGUUGGAUACUACCUCUACAACUCGGGCGGUAACGCCAAGGCAGCGGAGAAGCAAUUCGAGGCCGACGUCCACAAGGUCUCUGCCAAGGUCAAGGGCGAGGCGCCUCGCUUCGAGAAGGAUGCCGAGAAGUUUGGAGCCAACGCCGGAGCCAAAGUCGACUCUGCCGUUGCCAAGACGAACGCUGAAUUCUCAAAGGCGAAGAGCGAGGCCGAGGCCUAUGCGAAGGAGGCUAAGGCCAACGCCCUGAAAAAGGUGGAUGACUUCGACCGCACCGUCGAGAAGGACGUUUCCAAGGCGAAGAGCGGUAUCUCGAGCUGGUUCGGCGGAAAAUAA